AUGAAAAGAUGUGGUCCAACCGCAGCUUUGACUAUCUUCGUCGGUUACGCUCCAUCAAGCUACGAAGAAGAAGUCGAAGCAUUCUAUAUGGACCUGGAGAAGUUCUAUCGAGAAAAUCAUGUCUUCUACAAGGUCAUAAUUGGCGAUUUCAACGCCAAAAUUGGCCCAAGAAGAACGCUUGAGGGACUUCACGUCGGGACCCACAGCCUACAAUGUUUAUCAUGA
This is a messenger RNA of Necator americanus (New World hookworm), 225 nucleotides long. RefSeq lists its product as uncharacterized. Lineage: Eukaryota; Metazoa; Nematoda; Chromadorea; Rhabditida; Ancylostomatidae. Bases 1 to 225 code for a protein of 74 amino acids. The transcript has a single exon. The record is from RefSeq and is a predicted model, not a curated record.